UCUCCCGCACUUGAUGGGGAAUGUUGACAACUCGUCACCACGUAGCUCCCCUUUGGAAGUGCUUGAAAAAUCAGUUCUGUCGCGGAUUUGUUGGUCGUUUUCUCCCUCUCCAACGCAGUGCAGUGAAGGGACAGUUGUGCAGCAGAGUGAACGGGCCAGAAGAAGGUCUCCACCAAAGCAAAGAAGCCGUUCGGCAGCCAAAGGAGCCUUUCGUUUUUUGGUGCUUGGACGAGGUUGGUCGUCGACAGGAUUCGCACGAAAAUUGGGACACAUCAUAACAAACCAGAUUCCCCAAGGUCCCCGCCCCAGUGACCUAACAUCACAGUGAGUGAGUGCUUGUGAAAGGUGUCCCUUUAUCGCCGGUGUUUGCGAUUCGUGAAAGUGCGGCCACUGUUUCAGCUGGAUAGGGGCCGAGAGGAUUGUUUUUGAGCGUGCGGAAUCCGCAUCAUCUACCAACCGGAAGCAAGGAUGGCCAUCAAGCCGGGCAUGGGACGAAAGUCCUCUAACAAGAAUCCACCUUUACUAAGCCAUGAAUUCGUGAUCCAGAACCAUGCCGACAUCGUGUCCUGCGUUGCGAUGGUCUUCGUCGUCGGGUUGAUGUUGCAGGCCACCAACGCCCUCGCCAGCAUCUUUAUUGCUUUGCACCACAACGUGACCGGUGCCGAUCCGAGUCACGAGAACCCCCAGGGUGAAGCCUACACGUACACCUCCGGCUGGAAGGACGGCUGUGCGGUUUUCUUCUACACCCUGAUCUGCAUCAUCAUGCACGCCAUCCUGCAGGAGUAUGCCUUGGACAAAAUAUCCAAGAAGCUGCACCUGUCCAAGUUCAAGCUGUCCCGCUUCAACGAGUCGGGUCAACUGGUGGUGUUCUACGCCAUGUCGUUCCUGUGGGGCUUCGAUGUGAUCGUUAGAGAGCAGUACUUUGGUAACAUGCCAAAGCUAUGGGAAGGAUUCCCCGAGCAUCCGAUGGUGUUCCUGCACAAGCUGUUCUUCAUCAUCCAGCUGGCGUAUUAUCUGCAUAUGCUACCCGAACUGUAUUUCCAGAAGGUCAAGAAGGACGAACAGAAGCCCAAGAUAGAGCAUGCUUUGGGCGGAUUCUUCUUGAUUGCUACUGCGUACUUCUUGGGAUUCCAGCGCAUCGCUUUGGUACUGCUGACGCUGCACUACUUCUGCGAGUUCAUCGGACACUCAUUCCAACUGGUUAACAUUUUCGACAAGGAUGAAAAGUUCACCCGAUUGCGACUGGUUCACAACGCCGUGUUCAUCUUGACCCGCUUCGCCACAAUGGUGCUGGCCUUCCUGACGCUGUUCUACGGAAUCGAUAACGUGUCGCAAAUCAAGCGCAGCUUCAUGCUGUUCACCGUCUUCGGGCUGCAGGGCUAUCUGAUCUUCGACUUCAUCUCCAACGUGCUGCGAUCGAAGCGUGAGAGCACCAAGGAACAGCAGCUGGAACGCCUCCAGAAGGCCCCUGCCAAGGGCGAAAAGUCCAAGAAGGAGCGCAAGAAGGAAAGCGAUCUGCCCGAGGCCGAUCAGAAUGCCGCCCAGGCCUCGCCAGUGCAAGCCACCGGAAAGGCCUCCAAGAAGGUUAAGACCAAAUAAGUGAGUCCGUAUUCCGUCGUUCAUUUCCAUUUUACUUUUACUCUCAAUAAUACACAAAAACAUAUUAAUAUUCCGUUCAACAAGCAAGAAAAAAAAACGCAAGUUUAGAUUUUUUACAUUUUUUAGAUAGUUAUAUGCUCAAAUUGAUUCACACAGGGAUCCACUUUUGUACUCAUAGAACAGUGCCUCGUUUGUUCCAUUGCGCGGGUAUCACUUUAGUUAUUUUUUUGUGAAAAUCCGAACUGUCGGUGUAAACUAGUAAGUAAUAUUAGCGUACCUAAUAUUUCUAACAGUAUGAUCGAACGGGAUGCAAAGUGAAUGAUUUUUAUAUGCAUUUACAACAACUUUGAAGAAUGGCAUGCUGGGACGGACAGGUCCUUUAUCUUAGAUCAGACCAAAUUAGCAAUACAAGAAGUAAAAUUAGCUGGCGAAAAGUAACGGAAUUAAGCAAGGAUAAGACCAGUUGACAAAAAGGUAGCAAGAUUGCAUGAUUUAUACAUUAUUGUUUUUUUUUUAAAACAGAGUCUUUUUGAUAGGUUUAUUUUCUUCCUUUACAAUUUACAAGCUAAUUGGGUUCGAAACAGAUUCGGAGUAUACACUUUAUUUUUUUGUAUGUUCUAAUGCAAUAAUUGAAUAAACAUCUGACACAAAUUCUAUUAAA
Messenger RNA from Armigeres subalbatus, 2260 nucleotides. RefSeq names its product translocating chain-associated membrane protein 1 (gene TRAM). NCBI's taxonomy places the organism in Eukaryota, Metazoa, Arthropoda, Insecta, Diptera, Culicidae. Gene Ontology annotation, cellular component: endoplasmic reticulum membrane. The coding region runs from base 469 to 1599 and encodes 376 amino acids. Gene Ontology annotation, biological process: protein insertion into ER membrane; SRP-dependent cotranslational protein targeting to membrane, translocation. The record is from RefSeq and is a predicted model, not a curated record. The transcript is spliced from 4 exons.